This is a messenger RNA of Phragmites australis (common reed), 2691 nucleotides long. Its product is annotated as delta-1-pyrroline-5-carboxylate synthase 1-like. The transcript has 20 exons. The record is from RefSeq and is a predicted model, not a curated record. Gene Ontology annotation, cellular component: cytoplasm. Lineage: Eukaryota; Viridiplantae; Streptophyta; Magnoliopsida; Poales; Poaceae. Bases 282 to 2432 code for a protein of 716 amino acids. Gene Ontology annotation, molecular function: glutamate 5-kinase activity; glutamate-5-semialdehyde dehydrogenase (NADP+) activity; ATP binding.
GCCCAACAGAACCAAUCUGCGCAGGUCAGACGGCCAGCGUUAGCCGACGAGCCGUCAGGGCGCAAGAGAUAAACCCGGCGCCGCAGAGGAUCUACCAACCCAUCCCACCACGACUUCAAAACCCCUCUCCUCUCCUCCGCUCCGCUCGAGAUUGCAGCGGCGAGGCGACGAGAGACAACUCCCCCGUAAAAACAAAAGCGGAUAAGAGAGGGAGAGGUCGAUUUGGAGAGGGAGGAGGAGUACAAGGAGCGGCGGCGAGUCGAGAAGCGUCGCCGGUGACCAUGGCGACCGCUGACCGGGCCCGGAGCUUCAUGAAGGACGUGAAGCGCAUCAUCAUCAAGGUGGGCACUGCAGUUGUCACUAGACAUGAUGGGAGAAUUGCUUUGGGCAGGCUUGGGGCUCUGUGCGAGCAGGUGAAGGAACUGAACGCUCAAGGAUAUGAGGUGAUUAUGGUCACCUCGGGUGCUGUUGGCGUGGGGAGACAGAGGCUCAAGUACCGGAAGCUUGUUAAUAGCAGCUUCGCUGAUCUGCAAAAGCCACAGAUGGAGCUGGAUGGAAAGGCUUGUGCAGCCGUUGGUCAGAGUGGCCUAAUGGCUCUUUAUGAUAUGUUAUUUACCCAACUGGAUGUGUCCUCAUCUCAACUUCUUGUGACUGACAGUGAUUUCAAAAAUUCAGACUUCCGGGAAAGGCUCUGUGAAACUGUUGAGUCACUGUUAGAUCUUAAAGUUAUACCAGUAUUUAAUGAAAAUGAUGCCGUCAGCACGAGAAAGGCUCCAUAUGAGGAUUCAUCUGGUAUAUUUUGGGAUAAUGACAGUUUAGCAGGUCUGCUGGCGAUAGAACUCAAAGCUGAUCUCCUUGUUCUACUCAGUGAUGUCGAUGGGCUCUACAAUGGUCCACCAAGUGACCCUCAAUCAAAUAUCAUACAUACCUACAUUAAAGAGAAGCAUCACAAUGAAAUUACUUUUGGGGACAAGUCGCGUGUGGGUAGAGGAGGUAUGACAGCUAAAGUGCAGGCUGCUAUUGUGGCUUCAACUAGUGGCACGCCUGUUGUUAUUACAAGUGGAUUUGCAUCUCAGAGCAUUGUUAAUGUUCUCCGUGGAGAGAAAAUUGGUACACUCUUUCAUAAGGAUGCAAGUUUGUGGGAACCAUCCAAAGAUGUUACUGCUCGUGAGAUGGCUGUUGCUGCAAGAGAAUGUUCAAGGCGUCUGCAGAAUUUGUCAUCAGAUGAGCGCAAGAAAAUAUUGCUUGACGUUGCAGAUGCUUUAGAGGCAAGUGAGGUUUUAAUUAGAACUGAGAAUGAAGCUGAUGUAGCUGCAGCACAAGAUGCUGGAUAUGAGAAGUCUUUGGUUGCUAGGUUGACCAUGAAACCAGGAAAGAUAGCAAGCCUCGCAAAAUCAAUCCGCACUCUUGCAAAUAUGGAAGACCCCAUUAACCAGAUACUCAAAAGAAUGGAGGUUGCUGAAAAUUUAGUUCUCGAGAAAACAUCUUGCCCUUUGGGUGUGCUCUUGAUUGUUUUCGAGUCUCGGCCUGAUGCCUUGGUCCAGAUUGCAUCUUUAGCAAUUCGAAGUGGCAAUGGUCUUCUCCUUAAAGGUGGAAAAGAAGCUAUGAGAUCAAACGCAAUAUUGCAUAAGGUUAUAAUUGGUGCCAUUCCUGACAAUGUUGGUGAAAAACUUAUUGGCCUUGUUACAAGUAGAGAUGAAAUUGCUGAUUUGCUAAAGCUUGAUGAUGUCAUUGAUCUUGUCAUUCCAAGAGGCAGCAAUAAGCUGGUUUCUCAAAUCAAGGCGUCAACAAAGAUUCCUGUUCUUGGCCAUGCAGAUGGUGUCUGUCAUGUAUACAUCGACAAAUCAGCUGACAUGGAUAUGGCAAAACAGAUUGUGAUAGAUUCCAAGAUUGAUUACCCAGCAGCCUGCAAUGCAAUGGAGACAUUACUUGUUCAUAAAUAUCUUAUGAAGGCUCCAGGUCUUGAUGACAUACUGCUAACACUCAAAACAGAAGGAGUUCAUGUUUAUGGUGGGCCUAUUGCGCAUGAAGUACUGGGCCUUCCAAAUGCAGCUUCAUUUCAUCACGAGUAUAGCUCUAUGGCCUGCACAGUUGAGUUUGUUGAUGAUGUACAUGCAGCAAUUGAUCACAUACAUCGUUAUGGAAGUGCACAUACAGAUUGCAUUGUCACUACAGAUGAUAAAGUAGCACAAACUUUUCUGCGUCAAGUUGAUAGUGCUGCUGUAUUCCAUAAUGCUAGUACACGGUUCUCUGAUGGGGCUCGUUUUGGACUGGGUGCUGAGGUUGGCAUAAGUACAGGGCGCAUACAUGCCCGCGGACCUGUCGGUGUUGAAGGUCUCUUAACGACAAGAUGGAUCUUACGAGGGAGUGGGCAAGUGGUGAAUUGUGACAAGGACGUUGCAUACACCCAUAAGAUUCUUCCUUUGCAAUGAGUUUCAUCAGACAAGGAGCAAAGGACGGUGAAUCUUUUCAAGAUUUGAGGACGGUGAAUCCAUUGAUUGCGUUGUUCCAUUAUUGUGUAGAAACAAUCUUAUUGCGGCGUCUUGGUAGGUCAUUUUGUAUGAGCUUGGAGGCCCCACUUUCCCAAUGUUACAAUAAAGUAAAGCAGUGCUGAGAGUAAGAGCACUGAUGUACCGAAACAAUGUGUUGAUUGAAACCAGUGAUUCAGCAGUAUCUGCCCCUGCAAGGCAC